Pogonomyrmex barbatus (red harvester ant) is the source of this 10890-nucleotide messenger RNA. RefSeq lists its product as uncharacterized. The record is from RefSeq and is a predicted model, not a curated record. NCBI's taxonomy places the organism in Eukaryota, Metazoa, Arthropoda, Insecta, Hymenoptera, Formicidae.
AUCGGUUUAAUCGUGUUUUGAAAUCUUUAGUGAUUACAGAGGGUUGUUAUGGAAGGUUACGUAUCUAUGUGAGAUUUGAAUAUACCUGACAAUUUUUGCAUUUGAAGAAUAAUAAAUAAUUAUUCAAGAGAGAAACAUUUUGCUCUUAUCUGAUGAUACGUCAUUCUUGUUUAUCCUACUUGUAUGCAAAGCAUCCUGAUCCUUGCACAGCAUAUCAAUACUUCUGUAAGAGAAUUGAUUUGAAAGAGCUCUCUUGGUAUUCGCCAAUGUUAAAUUUAUAAAAGAAAGAAUUCGAGCAAAUAUUUUGUCAAAAUGUGUGAGCAAACGGAAAUCAAUUAUUUGGAUGGAGAUGUCGUUUGGGUUAAAUUAGGAGCAUGCUGGUGGCCAGGCCAAGUCAUUGGAUUAGACAAUUUGCCCGAGGAUAUUCAAACCGAAUUUAAAAAGAAGCCAUUAAUAGCGGCAGUAAAGUUUUUUCAAGAAGAUACUUUCGAAUUUGUGAAAAAUUAUCAACAAAUUUAUAAGUACAACUGUACGCUUAAAGAUGAAUUUAUAAAAAAGGGAGUAGAUAGAUACAGAAGCAAGAGUAAAGAUGGUGCCAGUUACAUGGACAAAUUCCCAGGUGAUGUAGAAACGGCAGAAAAAUUAACAGGAGGAAAUCCUGAUAUAUUGAAUCAAGAGAAAUUUUCUCCAGAAGAAAAGCCGGACAUCUCUGCUCUGUUUGGCGAGAAGAAAAUUCCAAAGAAAAAGCGUGAUCGCGAGGAAGGACAUAGGCGCAGCGAUAGUGCAGAGAUCAUAAGGAAGAUCACACAUCCGCGCUUUCUACGUGGAGAGAGCGAUCACGAGGUUCGCAUUCGUCAACAACCCAGCAGUUUACCAUCGACUCCGACAAAUACAGGUUCCAUGGUAUAUCGCUGUCACUUUUGCAACUUUACUUCCUCACGUGUUAACGUCAUCAUUUGUCACAUAAAAAGUCAUCGAUCCGACGAUUCGCCGACGCCGCGAUUGAAAGUAAAAACAUAUUCUCAGUCACAUAGGAUUUCCGAUACAAGCACACCGAAGAGAAAAUAUAUAAAGAAAGAUAAAAAUCAAUCGAAUAAAAAGAAGACUGAGGGUAAGCUGGAAUCGACUAAACGAAAGCAUUUAAAACAGAGUGAAAAAUCCAAUAAGAAAAAGAAGAAUGAUCCGGAAUUGCGAGAAAAGUUAUUGGCUGACUGGGAUGACGAAUCAGAUGAAGAAACGAGUGAUGUAAAUAAUUCGCUAAAUAACAGAUUAAAUGAUUCCCCUACGAAAGAGCGAUUGAGUAUCGACGAUAGCGAGCAUUACAGUGAAAAAGAUGCCGCUGGAGUUACGGAGAACAAUGAAAUUCUAGCGGAAACCGAAAAAUUACUUAAGGAAACUGAAGAGUUAUCAUCGAUACAUAUGAUACGAGAUUCAUUAGAUAGUUUGCAUGCUUCAAAGAACGUACAAUUUGGUUUUGACAAGAAAUCUGAAUUUUCCGAAGAUUCUGGAAAAGAUACCAAGAGCAAUGGAGGAUCCAACGAAAUGUUUAAUAAAUCACAAAAGAAGGAUACUUCAGGUUCCGAUGGCGAGGAUAAGCAUGUCUCUGACAAAGAUGAUAAAAAGUCGCGAUUAUCAUGCUUCGAUUUCGAUGAAGAUGAUUUGAGCGAACCUUCUAUACCGCCUGUACGAAAAAUUCCCAGAGUUUUCGGCGAAAAGAAUUUAUCUUUAAAGAAAGAAAUUAUUAAGGAAUUUGAAAUGAGUCAAGCUCUGAAAAGUGAAAUUAAGAGAGAAGCCGAUAGAAUGUCUGAAUUAAGUAGAAGUAUGGAUUUAAAAGCUGACGAAAUAAUGGAAAUAAUACAAGGCAAAGACAAUCGACAAGAGAAGAGUGAAUUUAAAAUGAGCGAGAAACUCGAUGAGAGUGUAUCAGAUCAAACAAAAACGAAGCAAUCUAAUGAAGAUAAGGAAGAAGGAAGGAAAAUUGAAAAGCAAUCUGAGGAUAAACAAUACAAGUCUAAUAUUAAUACUUGUGAAACUGCGGUAGAGAUUGUAGAAAUUUUCGAAGUUGAGAAAGAAGAUGUUGAUGAUAGUCAUUCUUUGAAUGUUGCAAAGGACAUUGAAAAGAAAUCUAAGAUUAUUGCUUCUGAUGUAUCGAUAAAGAGGGACGAAAUGUCAGAGAAAAAGGACGCGACAGAUUUCAAACUUAGUAAUGAAAAAUUAUUACAAUCUGAGAAAACUGAUUUGGAAGAUGCAAUCGCGGAGUCUAAUGACAACGCUUCAAUGAAAGAGGCGGACGACACUUUGUCGGAACGCUUUACCACGGAAACAGAGGAUGAGACUGUAUCUGAAUCCGCAGAGACCAUGCCCGAACAAAGCGAAAAUUCAGAUAUUGAUAUGUUGGAUCAAAGUGUCGAUAGUCUCUCGGAAAAUCGUAUUAGCCAAACAUUGGUGAAAAGGGGAAGAGGUCGACCACGUAAGAACGUGAAAUCGCCUAAUAAGAAUACUAAUGCGAACAAAAGUUCGAAGACUAAUAGAGCGAAGGCUAAUAGAGGUAACAAAAGAAUUCGCGUGAGCGAAAGAAUCGAAAUCGAACGAAAGACUUCGGAUUCUGAUACAGAUCGUUCGUAUAGCGGCAGAAGACGCAAACCAAAUAAAAAAUAUUUAGAAUCCGAUAUAUACGUUCAGGAUCCUGACUAUAAAGCGUUCAGGACGGACGAGAGCCAAUCUGAAAGUGAAACUAAGGUUCCUGAGAAAAUCACAAAAUCCAGAAGAGGCAGACGCUCCAAAGGACUCGACAAAAGAAGCAGUGAACUCGUUGCUCAAAUGGAUAAACAAGAAAUAGAAGUAUCGGAUCAAACAUCGACCGUUGCUGAAAACAAUGUUAGCGUCUUAUCGAUCGAUAUAAAGAACCAAACAUCUGACAGUAAUGUUACUAUAAAGGAAACAAUACUUUCUGAAGAAAAAGAAGACAGAAAAUCUGUAGAAUCCAAGUGCGAUGUACUCGAGGAACAAGUAAAAUCUUUGAAUAAAGUAACCGUUAUACAAACCGUUGAUGAAAGAUCUUCGGAAGCUAUAGAAGUGACAGCACCAGAGACCACGAGUAAAUUAGAAAAAGUAGAAGUAGUUUUAGAUGAAAUUUCGAAGCAACCGUCUGAAGUGAAGGAGAAGGAAGAUUUGUCAAAGCAAAGCAAAAAUGCUGAAGAUUUUAAUGAUUACGAGAAGGGAUGGAUCGCAGAACAAACCGAAGAUGUUAUCGAUAAGAUGGAAACGCAACAAGAUAUCAUGAAAACAAACGUAGACAUGCUGCCUCCAAAAAAGUCUCAAAUAAAAAAAUUUGAAUUGUCACAAAUAGAUUUUUCCGAUAUAGAUAUUCAAGCUAACAAAAAUAUGGAAGCUGAGCCGAAGUCUGAACAUAAGGUUGAUUCUGAACAUAAAAUUGAAGUUACACUCGAAUCUCAGAAAUCUGAGUUUCAGAACGAUGCUGAAGAAAUAAUAAAUAAAGUAGAUGACAUAAAAGCGACGGUAGGCAAGAUAACGGACACAGUCGCCAUAUUUUUGGACACUGAGAACGAACAGCACGAAGAUGUGAAAAAUUUGGAGCUGCAGGAAACAUCAGAUAAAUCAAAUGUGAAAGAACAAGAGAUUCAGUCGAUGGAGGAAAUGUCACAGAAAACACAGGAUGUUGAUCAAUUUAAAUUGACAUCGCCGGGAAAAUCGCCUAAAGCAGAUGAUGUGAAAAAUAUAUCAAAAAGUCCAACGAAAGUGAUAACCGAGCAACAAUUGACACCCAAGAAAUCCUCGAUGCAAACGAGAUACAAAGGCAGAUUCACUCCGGAAACGGGGAAAGGGAAAAAGAAAAGAUUUAUUUCGGAAGAAAGACCAGCCAAUACAUUCCAAGAAGCUUUUUAGAAAACUUUACAAAUAGACAAGAAAAAAUUAGUCGAAAACGCUGAAGUGUCAUCCAAGGGAAAGAAGGAGAAAAAGUCCACGAAAAGGAAAGCUGAAGAGAUCGAUGCGAGUAUUGCCGUCGUAUCGGCACAGAGUAAAAAAAUUGACAAUUUGGACAGAGACAAUUUGGAGAUCGUCGAAAAUAUUCAAACUGAGGAAAAUGUAUCGGUUGUGAACGACAUUGAAAACGUCGAGAUAGUUGAGGAGAAGAUUGAAAUUGAUAGCAAAAUUGAAGAUACUGUUCUUGAGACUGAUGAUCAGCUCGAAUCAUCAUCCAGCGAAUUUAUUAUCGCGUCUAAACCAUUGCUUCAAUCGGAAACGGCUUCCGUUUCCGACAAUAACUCCAUCAGUUCUUGCAAUGUUAAAAAAUUGAAUGAAAUUCCAAAAGCAUCGGUAUCCACAACGUCUUUAUCGUCUGAUAUCAGCGUGCCGGUAAAGAAGCGCGAGAUGCCGCGAAUAAUAGAAAAUGUAACGCUGACUGAGCCGGUACAGAUUUUAAAGACAAAGCUACUUGAUAAAGUACCGCAGAAAGGUAUAAAGCACAAGCUGGAAGCAGAUGCUGCAAGAAGGAAUGAUCAAAAAAGUGGUCCCAAAGCAAAGAUAAUGAAGAUAGAGACAUUGUCUUCAAACAGCAAGAUGAAAACUAUUGCAAAAUCCAGCACACACAUGUGUUUGACUAAGAAACUUCAAGUAUUAAAGACAGAAGAGACAGAUGCACUUUUGGAGGCACAGAACAAAGAACAAGCUGCCGUUACAUCGCAGACUAUCGUGGCCGCGCCGAUAACAGAGAAAUGCGUAUCACAGGGCGCUCAAAAUUUCGCAGAUAUGGAACUGGAUAUUAACUCGAUGCCGUUUGUUUUCAGCGAAGACGUAUUAACGCCAGAAAGUAUCGAGCAAAUGCCCGUCGUUAUAUCUUCCAUUAUUCCAGCUUCUAGCUCGAUCCCAGCCACGCUCUCCUUUACCCCGACCACACAGGUAGCGUCACCCACUCAGCAGACUCAGUUCAAGAUCGCAAACGAGAUUACCGCAACGGAAACGACGCCAACGAAGAAAAAGAGCGGUGUGCCAGCGAUAUUGAAAACCAAGAGCAAAGCGAAACCGACCAUUACGAGUGUUAAACCAUUAGUACCGCCACUUACCGGCGGGGUGAAGGGCUUGAAGUUUCAGAGCGCACAACCGGCUGGUAAAACGCCGACUCUCCUAACACAGAAAAGUACUACUCCAGGGAAGUAUGUGGUCGUGCAGACCGCGGGUGGUCAACAAUUGCGUUACAGCGUCCAGGGCAAACCCGGAACUCAACAGAAAAUUGCUAUUCCAACUACUGGUAAGGUGGCAGGUAAUGCGCAAGUGAUACAACAAGGUAGCAAAGUUGUUAUACUAACAUCGGGACAGUCUUGCCAGACUAAGAUGGUACCACUGAACAUUUCCAAAACUCUAACCGGUAAAGUACAAAGGAUUAUGACGAGUAAGGGUCAGCUAUUGUGCCCGAUAAAUCCACAAGGUAUAAUCGCUUCGAAAACCAUUAUCGCACCAAAGACUGAUACGGUUACUACUACUGCUGCUGCUGCUGCUGCUGCUGCUGCUAAUUCACCUACCACAUCCAAAUUGGUCACAAGUGGUCACAAGAUCAUCAAUACGCAGGGUAUAAUCACAUCUAAGGGUGUGCUUACUCCGAUUUCAGGUACUCUCGCUAAAACGGCGCUACUGUCCCAGGGAAUUCUUACAAAGGAUGGCAUCUAUACUCCGAUUAGCGCUUCGACUUUAAGUGGGAAGACUAUAAUCGGUUCGAAAACUUUAGUUACAAAGGGUGGCACGACUCUUUUGACCCCUCAAGCGCAAGGUUUAGGUGGCACAAAAGCAAUCUUGACGCCAGUGACUCAAACCAUCGGCAAAACUAUAUUAGGCACGCAAGCUAUCGUUAGUAAUAAAGGCACCAUCUUGACUCCUAUAACCGGACAACAAGUUAAGGCGAUCGCCGCCAAGAGUCCGGUUAAAAGUGCCAAGGUUCAAUAUCAGUUGCAGCAAAAGGUUCAGCUGCCGAUAUUGCAAAAAUCACCAAAGGUACCGAUAUCGAUCGCAGGCUCGCAAACAAGAGUGUCCACGAAAUCACCAGGUAGCACGUUGAUCUUACAAAAUACUAAUCCUGGAGCGGUGGCUCAAAAAAGCACAUCACAUGGUAAGAAGAUUAUUAAACAAACAGUAAUACAACCAGGUGUCACCGUUCACGGUGUUGCUUCAUCGACUGGUGCACAGCAAACGGUAACGAUGAUGCAGCAAGUGCAGCCGAAAGGCAAAGCCGCUGUAUCGUCCACUGUGUCGCCGACCGUGCAAAAAGUUAUUAUUCCUAGAUCUGGCAGUCAUCUAAUAAAAACUCAGCAAAAAAUUGUCGUCCAGAAAGUGCAAGAACCGAUUGUGUCGGCGGUGCAGAGUAUCCAAACAAAACAGACGACCGCCACGACCGUUGCUAACGCGCCGAUCGCCGCCAACAAAACGGUCGUUCAAUCGAAACAGACAACUCCUUCAACUUCCAAAUUUUCCGCCAAGCCUCAAAGCACGAAUAAGACGCAGAAGAAUCUGUUGAACGUUGCUAUGAAUUCGAUAAAUAUCGCCACCACGUCGAAUGUGAAUGUCGGGAGUAGUGUCACCACCUCGCUGGAGACAAUUGACGCAAAGAAGAAAAUAAAGACGGAUCUCCAAGUUAUCACAGAUGCUCCUCAGAAGGAGCAAAAUAAAACGGACAAAUCCCAAAGUGAAAAGUGCGAUGUUGAAAAAGUGGAAGAGUCAAAGGUUGUCGCGCAACCUCAAAUUAUGGCUCUGCCGACGGAAAGCGGCGAUGGCACCUACAUGUUAGUAACGAUCGACGAACAAGGACAGAUACAGCCACUCGAUAACAACACUCUCAUGUCGUUGGAAGGGACCACACAGAAUCCGGAUGGCACGAGAACCUUAUAUAUAGAUCCCAGCUCUUUGGGAGAAGCCGGGUCUCUAGACAACAUUGUCCUUCAAUUUGACAACGGUGUCUUGCCGAAUAUUCAGGCUAGCGUGACGGAAGCUAGUCAAACGACUAUCGUAAGUGAGAGUUUUCCAGCGUCGGAAGUGAUACAGACCUCCAAUCAAGAUAUUUUAGCGGCUGCCCUCGCCAACACGGAUUUUCAGCAGGAGAUCAAUUUACCGGAGAAUCAAGCGGGUAGCGUCAUGACCCAGACUGGUCUGACUCAGACGAGUCUCAUCAAUCAAACUAUAUUGCAGUCUACCAUCAUACCACCCACAGAACCGAUAUCGUCGCCAUUGGUGCUGGAAACUUCGUUGACUUUAAAUCAACCCAUCAUGACGCCUCUCGAAGUACCGAGCAAUCUGCCGAUUCAGGCGGAUUCGACUCCCACAUCGGUGGUCUCUACUAUCCCGUCCUCUCUCGAGCUACCAAUCACCAUUACAAAUCCCAGCAUUUCUUACAUUUCUGCGACAGGAGAGGCGCAGAUUCAGAUCCCCGGCAACUCAAUGCCGGAUAUUGGCGAGAUUAUCGAGAGUCCGGCGGCGAUAGCGAGCGGGGAGAUAGAUCACGCCAGUAUUCCUGUAAGUACUCAGUACUUGGUGAUUCCGAGUCUGGAGGACAACAUGACGACCGCGGAGACGCAGAGCACCGAGAUAGCGAUCGCACCAUCAACUUCGUUCACUUCGGUCACCGUGCCGAACAGCAUAGUUCUGGAGAAUCCGCAGAUACAAACUACGCCAUCGAUGCCGAUUAUCGACGACACGUAUACGGAUAAUUCACAAUUCGCUACGACAGUUGUUACCGAGCAAACAUUCGUUGACGUGCCAGUAUCGGAGAUGUUGAUCUCUAAGACGCCGGCAAGGUCCAUGGAAGUUGCACAGUCGCGGGAUACCACGGUAACGUCGGAAAUGACGGUCAUUUCCUCGCAUCAGGUUCCAACUUCUUCACAAAAAUCGAUUGUGUCAACGUCAGCCUGCAAGUCCAAGAAUUUGGACGAGGAGCAGCAGACCGCGACGCUGCAGGUGAUUUACUCUUCUCAGGAAGAAGUUCCUAAUACGUCUGAAGAACUGAUUCUGCAACAAUCAUCAGUUAACGAAGAUAAAACCUCGGGCAUGAUGGAAAUCGUGCGAGAAACGGAAAACGAAAACAAGAAAAGCGAUGCAUCGAUGUCAGUUUUAUCGACGAUCGACGAAACCACCUUGGUCACGUCCAAAACCAAUUCCAAGAUCGAAUCUAUGAAACAGCAGCUGAGAUUUGAAGCAACCGACUCGGGCGAACGUAAAACCGUGAACGAAUCGCAUGAAGCGGACGCGACAGACAAGUUGAAACAGCCAAUAAUUUUCGAAGACUUCAGCGAUAAAGUCAACUUGACGGACCAGCAGCUAGCGGGUACGUCGAUCCGAGAUGAGGCUCGAGCCGACAAUCUGUUAAAACCCGCGGGGGACGCGACUAUGGAAGUAGUAGACGAAACGGUCGAAGAUUGUCAAAUGGACGAACCGUCGUCACAGGAGGAAUCUGACAGACGUCGUCUGCGCCAGAGCAUGGAAUUGCGUUUUGAGGAAGAGGAGGAAGAAGAGACGAUCGUGGAAGCUAGUCAAGAGACACCCUCGCAAUCUCAGUAUGAGCGAUUCAACGUGUCUGUAAGCAGCGACUCGGCGGAUCUACCUAGUCAAUCCGCCGCUAAGUUGGAGAGUUCCUCGGGCGAGGCGACGCAGUCGAUCGCUUACGAGCCAAUGGAAACUGAUGAGGAAACUGUCGUGGCAGAACCACCUACUCAAUCUUUCGAACAUACAAAGAUCAACGAAGCGUCUCAGUCGUACCAAGUUUCGGUCGAAUCUAACGUGAACGCGCCAACACAGUCUUUCAACGAGAUCGUGCAACAAAGUCAGAUCGGACGACCGAAUACCGACGAGACGAUCGAUGAUCAAAGCUUCCCCACGCAGAGCUACGAAGUCGACAAAGGUGAAAACAUGGCAGAGAAUCUAGAGGCCGAUGCCGAGAUCAGUCAGGAAGGUAACGUACCGUCGCAGUCCAACGACGUCGGCGCUGACGGUAUUGGCACGUCGUCCGUAUCAACAAACAAUUCCGGAUUGAACGAGGAUGAGACAGCGAGUUCGUCGUACGUGCCGGAAACACCUGAAAAUCAAGAGCGCGAUCAGGAUCAGGAGAGCGCGAUAAGCACGUCGUCGUACGAGAUCCCACCAUGCGAGGAGCUCAACAUCGCUUCGUCCAGCGUGAUACCGGACACGUCGGUCAGCACGGAGCAUACUAGCAUCCACGAUAACGGCGUGCCAGAGAUUCCGACUUCUUCAUCGUACAACCUGAAUCCCGAUAUCACAUCGACCCAUCAUGUAGACUCUGUACCUACUUCCAGCUUCCACGAGGAUCAGGUGAUAGUUGAGCAGAAUGUGUCGACGUCAUACGAGAUGCCGAUUCCGAUGCCCGGCCUGGAGGAGACCUGUUCGCAAAACUUUGUCACAGAGAGUAGCGAUCAUCGUCGGAACGAGCCGUCUAGCUAUUACGCUCAUCAACAAGAAGUGUCGGCGAGUUUCUACGAGUCUGUGGACCAAGAUGCCAACUCUCGAUUGGAGGAAGAAGAGGAGGAGGAGGAAGAGGAAGAGGAGGAGGAGGAGGAGGAGGAGGAAGAAGAGGAGGAGGAAGAAGAAGAGGAUGAGGAUCCACGUGAGGCGCAUGUCACGCCCGGUGGCUACUACGAGGGUAAUCCUCAAGAGGUGAGUCAAAGCUAUUUCGCCCCAGCGGAAGAGACGCCCAACUACACGAGUCAUGGCAUCUCGCCCAGCUAUUACGACCCCAGCAGACCCGAAAGCGAGGCGAGUCAGAGCUACUACUCAACGGACGAUCUGGACGGUAAGACGGAACAGUCGUCCUCGUCGCCGAAUAUCGAGGCGUCGCAGAGCUUCUAUCGGGAGAAAUCAAGCGGGUUGAGACUGAGACAACAGGGUGAGGCUACUCCAACAUAUUCUGAGGGAUACCCCGUGGAUUACACGCUAGAGAACUCACCGAUCGAGAGGCAUGAUCUCGUGGAGAGUUCGGUGCCAGCCACUAGGCCUAUGGAGAGGUAAUAUAUCAUGGUGGACAAUGGUGACGAUACAAGUUCCCACACUUGAAAUAGACUAUUGGCCGUGCCGCCUGCAAACUUUGAAUCUAUUUUUAAAUGUAAAUAUAAUAUAUUAAGUUAAGUAUAAUGUUAAGUAAGCGUUUAGAUUGUAAGAUGAAAUUUGACGUUUAGAUUUUACCACUAGGUCCUUACAUAUAAAUAAGUACAUUCGCAUACGUGCGUGCCUGUAUUUACAUAUGCUGAAAAAAAGGAAUUGCAUAUGUAAUCCGUAAAUCUUAGGAUUCGAUAUUAUAUAGUUUCAUCGUUGCAUUAAAAUAUGCUCUUGAUUUUAUCAUCAUGGACGUUUAAUAUGAUGAGAAAAGAAGUAGUGUCUAUACAAUCGCUAGAAUAAAAGAAGGAAAGCAAGCUAUUUAUAUAUAAUGUAUAAAGAGUACAUUAUUUUUCUUUCAAAUCGUAAUUCAAUAUCGUAAAGAUUCAUGUCGAACGAACGAUUUUUUAUUUCUGUUGAAAUACAUGCGUAUGUCCACGAAAAGACAAUGAGAUGAGAAUGACAAUGGUGAUUGCACGAUAACCAUCUUUUCUAUCAUGCCGAAAUAAGAGUCAAACGUUUUGUACGGCCGCAAGAAGAGAAAUAUUGUAAUCAGUAUCUCGAUAUUUUGCUGUUGCGCAAUAUAUCAACUCGUAGUGCAAGCGAUUCAUGUUCAUUUCUAACAGUUUUUAAGAGAUAAGGCGUACUUUUCAUUUAGUUAUAGAAGUCGACACAAACGUCUUUCCAUCUUGGCAUUCAACAAAUAAAAUGAUAUUUGUGUCGACUUGUGUCACCAAAUGAAAAACAUUCAUGAACUCAUGUGUGAUUGUUUAAAGCAAAAAAAAA